UUUCUAAUAAAAAAAAAUAAAAAAAUUUGACAGUAUUUACAAAAUCAUUAGAAAUUUAUUCUGCACUAAAUUAACUGUCUGUAAUUAAUUAUUAGUGUAUAUAUAUUCAUAUAUAUAUCCAUAUAUCGAUCAAACAAAUAAACAAAAAAGUCAACAUCCUGUCAAGUAAACAAAAAUUUCUAACCAUUCAAUUCCAAAUUAAAAACACUCACUAAUUCAUCUCCUGCUUAAUUAAUUAUCAUGGCAUCAACAUCAAAAAAAGGAGGCACGAAAAAAAAAUCAAAGCUUAUUGACGAGCUGACAGAUGAGCAGCGUUCAGAUAUUAAGGAAGCGUUCGAUCUUUUCGAUACCGAUGGGACCGGAAUUAUUGCGACAAAAGAACUGAAGGUUGUGUUACGAGCACUAGGAUUUGAACCUAAACGCGAUGAGUUAAAAAAACUUGUUGGAGAAGUUGACCCCGACAAUGAGGGAGUUAUUUGUUAUGAAGAUUUUCUGACUUUGAUGGCAACUAAAAUGGGAGAGAAAGACAAUAAAGAGGAAAUUUUACGGGCAUUCAAACUUUUUGAUGACGAUGACACUGGGAAAAUAACUUUUAAAAAUUUAAAACGAGUUGCCAAAGAAUUGGGAGAGAAUUUGACUGAUGAGGAGUUACAGGAAAUGAUUGAUGAGGCGGACCGUGAUGGCGAUGGCGCCAUUUCACCUGAUGAAUUUUUGAGAAUCAUGAAGAAAACUUGUUUAUAUUAAUUUUUUUGUUUAUUCAAAUUCCUACUAAACUACUGGUCUUAUGAGGUUUUUCAUAAGGACUUUUUUUUGUAGGAAAUUUAAUCCUCUAUAAAAAAGGUCUCUUUCACUUUUUUGAUAUCGGUGAUAUUUUAGCUGGAAUUCGAAUUUUAAAACCAGUAGAUUUGAAAUUUUUGCUAAAUAUGCAAAGAAAAAUGUAUGAGUUUUUUUAAGUUAAGAUUCUGGCCAAAAUAUCAAAUAUAUGAGAAAAUUGAUGAGGGCUUUUUUUGUAGGAAAUUUUAUCCUCUAUAAAAAAAGUCUCUUUCAUUUUUUUGAUAUCGGUGAUAUUUUAGCCGGAAUUCGAAUUUUAAAACCACGGGAUUUGAAAUUUUUGCUAGAUAUGCUAAGAAAAAUGUAUGAGUUUCUUAAAAUGAUAAUUCUGGCCAAAAUAUCAAACUUAUGGGAAAAUUGAUAAGGACCUUUCUUGAAGGAAAUUAAAUUUCCUAUAAAAACAUCUCAGUGAACAUUUGUCGUAUCUUUGAUAGUUUAGCCGUAAUAAUAAUUUAAAGUUUAGAAAGAUAAGAUUGAUAUUUUUUCAUAAAAAAAUGGAAUUAAAGUUUUAAAAAAUUCUAGUUCGUAAAUUUUCAGAGUUACGAUGAAAUUGCUGAGGACAUUUUUUGUAGGUAAUUUUAUUCUGUGUAAAAAUGGUCCUCAGGUAUUUUCAUGUAAACUUGAUAGUUUACGAGUUAUGAUUUUUUAAAAUAAAAAUUCUUGAAAAUGGCUGAAUUGAAAAAAAAUAUUUAUUAAUAAUAAUAAUUAAGUGUCGAUGUAUUUAUGGUUGAGAAAAUAAGAAUAAAAUUUU
Molecule: messenger RNA, 1582 nt
Organism: Microplitis mediator
Lineage: Eukaryota; Metazoa; Arthropoda; Insecta; Hymenoptera; Braconidae
Exons: 2
Coding region: 241-744 (167 amino acids)
Biological process (GO): centriole replication; mitotic cell cycle
Cellular component (GO): centriole; centrosome
Molecular function (GO): calcium ion binding
Source: RefSeq, a predicted model, not a curated record